Messenger RNA from Lepisosteus oculatus (spotted gar), 6175 nucleotides. It is a transcript of the gene zbtb1, whose product is annotated as zinc finger and BTB domain containing 1. The record is from RefSeq and is a predicted model, not a curated record. Gene Ontology annotation, biological process: regulation of transcription by RNA polymerase II. Gene Ontology annotation, cellular component: nucleus. NCBI's taxonomy places the organism in Eukaryota, Metazoa, Chordata, Actinopteri, Semionotiformes, Lepisosteidae. Gene Ontology annotation, molecular function: DNA-binding transcription factor activity, RNA polymerase II-specific; protein binding.
GAGAGCGGCUGUGCGGAAGUUCUUUUCAUCCGUGCUGCAGGAGGGGUUCGCCUUUCUGCAUUAUUCUCGCCACAACUUUAUACAGGGAUUAAAGAAGAAAAGCUGAACCCUCGGCAACACAGACAGCGAUUGGAGUUUUUUUAGUCAUUUAGUCGCAGCUUCCUUCCCUGCUGGCAAAACAUAAAGAAAACACUACGCAAUGCCCAAGCCCAGCCACAGUGAGCAUGUCCUGCAACAGCUGAAUAACCAGAGAGAAUGGGGGUUUCUUUGUGACUGCUGCAUCGCCAUCGGAGAUAUUUACUUUCGGGCUCACAAAGCUGUCCUUGCAGCCUGCAGCUCCUACUUCAGAAUGAUGUUUAUCAAAGACCAACAGGUUAUGGCCCGUCUGAACCUCAGCAACAUGAAGAUCAGCGCUGAAUGCUUUGAUCUUAUCCUCCAGCUGAUGUAUCUUGGGAGAAUAGUGGUUGGCCCAUAUGAGUUUGAGGAGCUCAAAGCUGCUAUGAUUUAUCUGCAGAUGUAUUAUAUUCCAGAGUCUCUUGAGGACCUGAAAGAUAUCAGAAGUACAAGUCUAACCCCUUCUUCUUCAUCUACAACUUUGGGCCUGAUGAAGAGCAAAAUGAUGUUUGGCGUUCGCAUGUAUGAACAACAGAAGCAGAGCAGUGUGGAAGGUGAUCGGUUGCAGCAAGCCACUAGCUUGACCUCUACAGUGCAAAGUAGUAGCACAAGCAGCAGCAGACAGAUCGAAGACAUAGUGGUGUCUCAUGUGCUGCCUCAUGUGGACAAUGUGUCAGACCAGCCAUGUGACUUGCGCAAAAAACCCUCUGGAAGAAGUUCUUCCAUGAAGGAGCGUCCUCGCUUUGGACGAACAUAUACGUGUGACGACUGCGGCUUUGUGUUCAGCUGUGAAAAAUUGCUGAUAGAGCACAUUCUCACGUGCACGAACAGAAAAGCAUUCCAACCCCCCAAGAUCAGGAUGGGAGCUGAUAAUGAUAGCAGCAAGAUGGAAAGUUCAGCCUCGGAGUCAUCAGAAGACCAUAGCGAUGUUGGCAAAAUGGACAGUGACUGGCCAGAGCAAAAGUCUGACAGUGAAACAUUCAAUAAAGAAACUGUGAUCAAGUCUGUUGGGGCAGGAACAGAGAAUAAAUCAAAGUCCUCUAGAAAUACCAUCAUUAUCAAAAUUGAGCCAGAAGAAAGCUCUCCAUUGGAAAUGGAUAGCAUAAAAGUGGUUCAGGUUGGAGAGCAUAGUAUAGAUGGUUCAAGCACACAAAAUUCUGGGUAUGAGGAUAUGAUGAAAGUCCAACUUGUGGAUGACAAAGAUGAGGAAGCUGGCAUUUCUGGCUUGGAAGACAGCAAUAGCCCAUUUGAUGGCCAUUUGCCAAACAGGGAAGACAAGGGUACAUUAACCAAGGUCAGCACUAUAAAAGAGGAAAGACAAGGUACUCUCUAUUUGCCUUGUGAGCUUUGUGGAAUUCUGCUGACUGAAGAAGAUCAGUCUUCCCAUUAUAUCUCCAGUCACAUGGGGCACAUUUGUGCUUGUGGAAAAUGUGGCCAGAUUUUAAUCAAAGGUAGGCAGUUACAAGAACAUGCAGAGAGGUGUGGGGAAACCCAGGAUGUGGAAACUGACUCGGUAGGGGAAGACUCCAUUGGCGGGGAGAAACAGACCAUGGACGAAGGCCUGUUAGAGGCUGAUAUGAGCUACGAUGGCGAUAUAGCUGGGUCUUGCCAGAUGUACAAAGAUGCUUGUUUUGCCUUCCGAUGCCCACACUGUGGCCUGCAUUUUGAGAAUGAGAAACUGGUAGUGGAGCACAUGGUCAAGUGUCCCGAUCAAGACCUCUACAGGUCUGGCCUGGUGGAGGAAGGAGACCGGGAUCACCGACGGAAACAUUUCUGCAGUAUUUGCGGGAAAGGGUUUUACCAGCGGUGUCACCUUCGGGAACACUACACAGUUCACACCAAGGAGAAGCAGUUCACCUGCCAGACGUGCGGGAAGCAGUUUCUUAGAGAGCGCCAACUACGCCUCCACAAUGACAUGCAUAAAGGCAUGGCUCGCUAUGUCUGCCCGGUGUGCGAUCAAGGUACCUUUCUAAAACACGAUCACGUACGUCACAUGAUCUCCCACCUGUCUGCAGGGGAGACCAUAUGCCAAGUAUGCUUCCAGAUAUUUCCCAACAAUGAACAACUAGAGCUGCAUAUGGACGUACAUUUGUAUAUCUGUGGAGUGUGUGGAGAAAAGUUCCGCUUGAGGAAAGACAUGAGGAGCCACUAUAACUCAAAACAUGCCAAAAAAAUAUAAGGGAGAUGGAAGAUUUUGUUAUAAAAGCCAUAAAUGUGAAAAAGACUGUAUUCACCCAAGUACCAAAUAACGGUUGUGUUUUAUUAUAUGUCUAAAGGUAAUUAGUGCCAGAAGCUUUAAGUAUAGUGUUACAUUUUCAGUUUUGAACUUUAUGAACAUUAUUUCAGACUAUAUGGUGUGAGUGCUUAAUGGGCGUUGUAUCCUCACUUAUGGGUUUUUCAGUUAAAAAAGGCUUUUAGUUAUCAGUAUAAACUAAGCAAAUCUUAUUGUAUGUGUCAUUGCCAUUAUUGGCUGUGCUUUUUCUCGUUUGCAAGAUGUUUGCUUUGUUUCCAAGGUGUAAUACCUUAUUUCAGUUGCAGUGACACAGAAGAAAGAUUUUCUUCAGCUCGGCUUGCUAAAAGAAAGCACACAGACCAAAAGUGCCGUACAAAUAUUAUUUACCUUCCCUUAACUUGCAUACUAUUUUAUGUGAGGUUUCAUUUUGUAUAAAAUAUAGAAGAAGCAUUGAAUCAAUUUUACAUCCUUUGUGUAUGUUACAUCCUAUAUUUUAACUCUGAAUUACAUAUACAGUAUGUGUGAAUUAUUUGUAUCUUUAAUUUUAGGAGAGAAAAAAGUAGAUAGUAUAGUUCAUGUGAUUUGGACACAUGGGAGAGAUGCAAAACACAGAAAUGUGGGUUGGACAUCAGAUGGGAUUCUGUCUGCCAAUAAUAUGAAAAGAACACGUUGUAAAGCAUGCAUCUUAAAACAGUGUCUCUUUAAAAGCAUUUUUUUUAAGAAUUCAUGGCAGGGUAAAUGAGUAAUCACUGCUCAAUCGCUUUUUUGACUAUGGACUUUUGCUGAAAGUCCUUGAUAAGGAGUGUCAUUCUAUUUUUUAAAAGGUUUUGUAAAAGGCUAGGAAGUUGAUAAGAAUGUAAACCAAAUGUUUUUUAGAGAGGCAAAUUCUGAGGCUGAUGAAUGACAUGAUUUCAUUUAAAGUCUUUUUUGUAAAUACAAUUUAUGUGAAAUGCAACAGGUUAUGGAACACACCCAUGUGUUAAGGAUAAACAUGUUAUAUUUGUCAUUGCUGUUCACAGUGCUGCAUGCGUUCCUAAAAUCUCUCAUCCAAUAUAAUAAUGAUCCUUUUGUUAUAGCAAUUUAAUCUUAUCUUGAUGUGAUUUUGUUUUCAUCCUCCCAUUUAAUUGCUCUUGGCCAUAAAUUAAAUGGGAGAAUGAAAACAAAAUUACAUCAAGAUAAUUCCUCCCAUGGCAGAGGUCCCAGGUCAGGAUUAUUUCCUGCUUUCAGUUAAUGUAACAAGACAUUGCCCUUAAAGCAACAACUAGCAUUAGUGCAUUUAAUUACCUGCAUUUAGUUAAAGAAUGUAUCCAUGAUACAUACCACAAAACGACAGAAGCAUUCUCUCUCAUACCAGUUAUUAAAAUACAAAGGAGCUUACUUUUAAUUCAGUUUUUUGUUCAUUCUCCAUUUUAUUGAUGACAAGUAUAAAAAUAAUUUUCAUUCAAAUUAAUAUAAUAUUUUUGAAAAGCAUGUAGUGCAGUGGGCAGCAAUUAUAACUGGUAUGUUUUCUUUCAGUAUCACCAUUUACUCCAAAACUGUUUUACCAAAAGAUAUUGUAUUAGUACAACAAUUCCUACUGUAUGUUAUGCACCUUAGGUUUUGUGUUGCAAAACGUUCCUUUGCUUCAUAUCCACAUUUGGUCUGUUCUUAAUGUCUAUCAUUGGUUUAUCAUUCCUUAAUGAAGCCUUCAUCUAUUUCAAAUCUGUUUAUCGAUUCACUGAUUUAUUUCAUUUAUUACUUCAGCAAAGACAUAAUAGUAUAUGACAGUCGUCAUUUUCCAGACAUAAGGCUUUUGCACCCAGGUGUAGCAUAGGGACAAUCAAACUUAAUUUUAGCCUUAGAAGUGCGUAUGGGAAAAAAAGAUGGUGCUGAUGAAGAUUUAGACUUUUGUGUAUCCAAUUUUUACAUGAAACUCAGUUGUUAGGUGUCAUGAACUACACGUAUGUGUCAUAUUAUAACCGGUGAUGCUUCAAUAAUAACAACAUUAAGAUGCCCCUUCUUAGAACAGGGUCAGGAUUGAAGAGUUUAUUGAAGCACAGCUGCAGUGUUCAAGAAAAACACUAUUAAUGUUUUAAGCCUAAUGCUAUAACAUUCUCCUGUAAAAAAGUUAAUUAUUUGACUACCCCUUAUAUUAUCCUGCCUUACACUGUGUAUAGUUCAACUGUGAUGCACAUCACAUACACCUCACAUUUAUUAUUUCAAACCCUUUACAAUUAAUAAUUUAUCCAUGUAUUCAAAAAUAGAAGUAUCGCCAGCCUACACUUACAAAAAUGCAAUCUGCUGAUUUCUAAAAUGUAAUUGAUAUUGGCAUCAUUUUAAUUUAUGCUCAGUUGUAAAACUGGAUAUUUGACUGGAACAAUCUAAGUGUGGGUACUUGCUCAAGGAUACAACAGCAGUAUCUCACCUGAGAUUGGAACCCCUCCUGCUACAAGUCUAGUGCCCUAGCUAUAAAAAGUUGUCUUUUAAACUGACAGUAUCACCUCUUCUAAGUUUAUUGAACAGCAGCUGGGAGUAAAUGGUUCUAAUGAAUUAAAUAAUAUACAGGUUGUGAAUAUGUAUAUCUGUAGUACUAUAAAUAAGUGUCUAAAGACUGUCUUUCACUUCAGUAAACUUGGAAGACAUGUAGUAUCAUGUAGUUUAAAAAGCUUUAUUUACCCCCCCCCCCAAAUAAAAAUAGUAGAGAUGGAUAUUGCCAAUAUUCAAUGUCUGUGAUUCUGUAUACACUUAUUGUAUAUGUCAUCUGAUUAUUUAAUUUUUAAAGUUACACAGGCAAAGGGAUCUCUGGGGUAAAAGCCUUUAAACAUUUAGGCUCACAACAUCCAUACUGUAAUAAAACCUGGUAGACAUUACAGCAAUAUGUUGACGGACAUUUGUUUGUGGAAAGCACAUAUUGAUGGAUUUGAUGUUACAUCUUUUCAUGCAGUGGUAAUAUUUAGGGUUAUAACUGUCCUUGCAUAUUUUAAACCAUGUGCAUUUGGUAAGUCUUUUAAAUAUAUUCUAUAUAAUUGACAAUUUUAGAGGCAGUUUAUUCUAUACUAAGAUAAAUAAAACAUUUCCAUUUAACUUUAAUUUACUUGCAUGGCAGAAUGUUGUUUCUCAUAUUGCAAAAGAUUUAAGGUACAAAAUGAACUUUUUUAUUUAUUACAUUGUGAACAAAUGGUUUCAUGAUAAUUGAUCACAUUGCCGUCAGAAUUUCUGGAAAUUAGUUACAAAUGUACAAGCAGUAAUGAAAUUUAAAUAAUACCACAACAUCAUUUUUAAGCUGAAGUUACUGAAACUUGUAUAUUUGAAUAUAUUACAUUUCAAAGCAUGUCGGUAUGUUCAUUUUAUCAGUGUCACUAUUUAAGGUGAAACAUUUAAUAUAUUAAAAGCUGUAAAAUUAAACUGCAAUAAAUGACUAAAAUGUACUUGAAACACCACAGACAUUUAAAUCCAUGAAAAGAUAUGUUUUUGUAGAUGAUAAUUUCUGAGGGUUAUGCAUUGUUACAAUAUUUUAAUGAUGUACUGUACACAGAGUACUCCAGAGAAACAAAAUAUACUGACAAUUACUGAAAGAACUCCAAAUCCAAAGGAGUUUUGCAGAACUGUAUUGGCACAUCACAAACUUCAUACUCUACCAAAGAUGUUGUGGUCAAAAUGGAAUAGUUCUUCGAUUAUUUUUUUAUUUCACUGAAUGAUUUUAUAAUUUGCACUAUAUUACUCCAUCUUGAGUAACAGCUGUUCUGUUGGAUCGUGACCUACAGUACCAAUGUUACAAGACUUAUCCUAUCCCUUUUUUUUAGCUGUCCUCCUAAAUUCAUAAAUAAAGGUUUGAAUGCUUAGAGUUAA